Messenger RNA from Episyrphus balteatus (marmalade hoverfly), 4704 nucleotides. It is a transcript of the gene Zdhhc8, whose product is annotated as palmitoyltransferase ZDHHC8. The transcript has 9 exons. Gene Ontology annotation, molecular function: palmitoyltransferase activity. NCBI's taxonomy places the organism in Eukaryota, Metazoa, Arthropoda, Insecta, Diptera, Syrphidae. The record is from RefSeq and is a predicted model, not a curated record. The coding region runs from base 1270 to 3915 and encodes 881 amino acids. Gene Ontology annotation, biological process: protein palmitoylation.
CCACCACCAUCCCAAAGAGCAAAAAUAUGACAACAAACUCAACGAAUUGAACGAAAAAGAAAAGUCAGACUCAGAGCACAGGUGAAAAUUGAAAAAAAGUGUAGUGUCUCGGGAACAUGGAAGUGCGUGAGAAAAUUUCAUAAAAAAAUAAUAACUUACCAAAUUAAUAAAGGAGUUGAAAUAAUAAUAAAAUUCAAAUCUAACAUUAAAAACACGACGUGUAGUUUAACAUCUUUAUAUUAAUAAAAUCAAUUCCUCUUCCAUCCAACCUAAUCCCCAUAGAAAAAAAAAAUUAAACGAACGACGACGACGAAUCCAACAACAAACCAGCAAGAAAAGAAAAAAAAAAUUCAUCCCAACUAGAAGAGGAGAAAAUUCCACAAACUUUCGAUCGCUUCCAUUUUUUCCGCCGCUAGAAAAAGAAAAAAUUAAAACGAACCACUCAACUUUACAAUGAAUAAAUAAAAAUAUUGAAUUACUAAAUCCUCCGUGAAAAAUAUUGCGUGCGAUUAAAAUUCUGUGUGCCUUUUUUCGUGCAAAGAAAUAAUAUAUGAAAUAAAAGCCCCUCUUCGCCCUCUCUCUUUCUGUCUCCAGCAACAAAAAAAGUGUGUGUUUUCUGAAAAAAUCGUUAUCAAAAAAAAAGGAGGUUCCCCUUUUCUCCACACAAAACGACGACAAAACGAGGCAAAAUAUAAGUAAUUUUCAAAAUAAAAUUUAUUUGAUAGUCGGGUGGAUCUUCUUUUUUUUUAGGAAGAAAAAAAGAGUUCAGAGAAAUAUAACGAAAAAUAAAAAGUGUUCAAUUCCAGCGUGUGUAUAUAUAAUUAAAUAUUUUAUACACCUGUCUGUAUUCUCUGGUUUUUCGCGAACAAGAAAAAGAAACAGGACAAGGCGAUAAAGAAAUAUACAAAAAAAGUCCAUCAAUGGAUGAGUGAAAUAUUGCCUAAUCCCGAAGGACACAGAAAAACCCCUUCCGCCCUCCUCUGAACUUUCGGUGCAAAGAAUCCACAAAGGAAGAAACGAAAGAAGAUACAAAAAGUGAAAGCAAACGCUUCCUUGUGCUCUCUUUCCACCAACCUUUUUCCAUCAUCUUGAGCUCCUUGCAACCAACUAAAGACAGCACCGCAACAGAAGAGCGCAGCGGCUUCCUGAAUUUUCUUAUUUUUCUUUUUUUUUUUAUUUAAUUUUAUUUGUAAUUUAAUUUUAACUUGAAAUAAAAAAAAAAAUAAAAAAACCCAAAAGGAUAAUUAGCAAUAAGAGGAGAUAGAAGAGAUGCCGAAAUGCGAUGUCAAAACUCGAUAUAUUCCUGCGACAUUUGCCUGGAUCCUGCUCCUGUCGACAACCUUCCUGUUUUUCUUUUAUCCAUGCCAAUACUACGUCUACCGACAUCCAUGGGUUCCAGCUUAUCAAGGUGUCAUCACGUUUUUCGUUUUAGCCAAUUUUACACUAGCGACAUUUAUGGACCCCGGUGUGAUUCCGAAAGCAUCUCCUGAUGAAGAUCGUGAGGAGGAAUUUCGUGCGCCUCUGUAUAAAAACGCCGAAAUAAAUGGAAUAACAGUGCGGAUGAAAUGGUGUGUCACUUGUAAAUUUUAUCGACCGCCAAGAUGUUCACAUUGUUCAGUAUGUAAUCAUUGUAUAGAAACUUUCGACCAUCAUUGUCCAUGGGUGAACAAUUGUAUAGGCCGAAGAAAUUAUCGGUUUUUCUUUUUCUUCCUUGUAUCAUUAUCGAUACAUAUGCUGAGUAUAUUCUCAUUAUGUUUGUUUUAUAUUCUGAAGAAUAUGAAGGAUAUACGGCAAACGGAACCUAUUGUAGCAAUUUGCCUUAUGGGCAUUGUAACAGUUUUGGCAAUCCCAAUAUUUGGUUUAACUGGAUUCCAUAUGGUACUGGUUUCACGUGGUCGCACUACAAAUGAACAGGUGACUGGUAAAUUCAAAGGUGGAUACAAUCCUUUCUCACGUGGUUGUUGGCACAAUUGUUGUUACACCCAAUUUGGUCCACAAUAUCCGAGCUUACUUAAGCCAGAAAAAUAUGCUGCUCGUCGAUCGCAUAAAGAUAACCAAGGCAUUAGUACAAUAACCAGCGAUAGAGAGAAUAACACAGCGAGUGGCGGCGGAAUGGGUCGCAAUAAUACAACCAGCCAAAAUUCGACAGGGAUGCAAUCAAACUACUACGACCGGGACAGACAUCAUACUCAGGUAAAGACUUAUACGGACCAGGGCAAUGGUUAUAAUCAACGGUCGGGCAGUUCAACGCUUUAUAGUAAGUUUGAUUAUAUUCCAUUAAUGCAGCUUUCACCGGGUCGUGAUUGCUCUGACACUGACAUGGAUCCACCGCAGGCAUCCCAAAGUCAAGAUUGUGAGCCAACCCCACCUUUACAGAGGCAUAAUUCCAGUAAUUUUUAUUUGCCACCGAUUGAGAACACAAACAUGGUGGUUGGUACAAAUGGACCUAGUGGUGUAGGUGGAGGAGGUGGUCCAGAAUCUCCACGCCACAUGAGAAUGUAUCAUCCACGGCAUAGUCCUCAUUCAAGGCAGAGAGGGCUUGAACCACAGCGAGUUUAUAAUCCUGAUGCACUCUCGCCUGAUCAUCCAACGCACCCAGGCAAUCCAGCAAUAGUGGCAGCACAAAAUCGAGCCGUUACCUCAGCCACACCCACAAUGCAGCAACGAAUCAAAGCACUGGGCGUAGCAACCCCCUUAGCCAUGUCUAGUCCAGUCCGAAGGUCUAAUCCUGGCACCCCAACUCAACCACGUCGACCAGACUUCAUAGCCGUUGGCUUAAAUCAACAACAAUCGCUACAACCAAACAACAAUCAACAACAGCAGCAACAACAACAGUCACAAAUUUACUAUGAAUAUGCACCUGGCCUGCCCACCCAACAGCAACAACAAAUGCAAAUGAUGCACCACAAUGGUUUAUCACAACAGCAACAACAACAACGUGGCAUGGGAGUUGGAAGUGCCAUAGGGGGAAUGAUGUUAGCCAAUAAUAGCCAAUAUGGAUCACCCCAGCGACGUUUUCUAUCUGAAGGCGAACUAGUUCGACAAGGUGGAGGAAAUAGUGGUCCCUCUGCCAACGAAUUGUCCUACGCUCGAACGAACAACACAGUCGACAAUAUACGAGAGCUAGCCGGUAGCCCACAACGUGGUGUCUAUAUGUGGAAGGAUACAUCACCAGGGUUUAAUAAUGGUACCAGUGGUGGUGGCGGCGGUGUGGGCGGCGGUAAUAGUGCAGGCACUAUACCUAAUCAUCACCCUGCCCAAUAUAUGAAUAUGGCGCAACAUCCGCUAAGUCAUGUUCUCAAUCAAGUCCGCCUACCACUGAACGAAUACCAUCAGCAACAGCAACACCAAAUGCAAUACGAUAUUCAUCACCAUCGAUCGAAUCCGACGAGUCCAACUAUUGUUGUGGCCACUUCACAGCAUUUAUCACCAAAUCCAGUUCAAACAUCACAGCCAUAUGGCAUGAUGCGAUAUGGCGGUGGAGGUGGUGGCAGUAAUAAUCCAUCAACGAGCACUGUGGUGGCUCAGUCCUCUUCCACAAAUACAAUGGUUGGUAGUGCGGGUAGUGGUGGUGGCUAUCAACCAGCUCUGAGGGGUGGCGUUCCUGUCUUCCCUCCAAAUCCAAAUCUACAACAAACCCAACCCUCGCCGCAGAUAAAACGAAAACAAACACCAACGCGACCAAUGUCAUUUGUUCGAGCUUUAGAAAUGACCGAUUCUAUGGAGAUGCAAUCAAUGGAUCAACAGCAGCAGCAGCAACAAGCCCGAAAUAAUGGCAGUGUAGUGAAUUCAGGCAACAACAUGUCAAACAAUAGCUUAGGGCCGUCAUCGGCUGUCAAUAAUCAACAGAGAGCAACUACACCAACACCAGAUCGAGCCAGUGUUUAUGAUAUGAACUAUGAGAUAUCUGUAUAACCCAUUAAGAAAGCUUCUCCCAAUCCUGCCUUUGGUCCAGCUUCGAAGCCUAAGAUUCUGUCUACUUUUUUCUAAAGAGAUUUUCUCUCAUGUAAAAGGUUUUUUAGAGCUUUCACUUUGAGAAGCAAUAUAAAAGAGCAAAAAAGAUUUUCGUCUUUGUUCUUAUCUUUUAAUUUAAUUAACAAAAUUUUUUUUAUUGAAAAAGUUUCUAACAAAUUCUUCAUAUUCAUUCAAUUCGCUGAAGUACUGUUGGUCAUCUAUUACAUAAGAGCCCAUUUAGUAUAUCAGAACAGCUUUGUAAAAAACGCAUGUUUUUAAUAUUUUGCAGCCGUUUACAAGCUUUGAUAUUAAUUUUUAAAUUCAUUUCAUUGUUCCAUGCAGUGACCAGAUCAAUUUCUUAAUGAAACUCCAGACUUCUUAUAUCAAAUACUUUUAUCAUUUUCGUUCGUGCCAUUAAGGUUUUGAAUUUUCAUACAUUUCUUAUUGUCCCAAAUGAGCUUAAGCAAAGGAAACAAUUUUUUUAAAUGCUUUUUUAAAUGCUUUGACCAAAUAAAGGCAGGAUAUUCCCUAUGUUGUUCCUUUUCACCCCAUAGAUAAAGUUUUAAUUUGUUUUUAUAAUAAUUUUUCUUUUUUAAAAAUUUAAAAAUUUGUAAAAUCAACUUUUCUACUUCUACUAACAUAAAUAAAUGUUAAACUAACUUAUACCCUCAAGCCCAAAGGAAACAAAUAAAUACAAAAAAAAAAACAAAAAUAACAAUACGAAAAAAAGAAAAACAAAUUAUUGCAAAA